UAGGCCAAUUUCUGGGUACUAUAGCAAGGAACGGUGGGCUAUGUUCUUUGAGUCAUAAGGAUUGGAGAUAUGUGAAGAAGGAAAAGAAACUAGAUAUUCUAAAUCAAGUGAAGAAAAAGUUUCUCUACCACCAAAGUUGUGAGAAGUGGAUUUUCAAGUCGGCGGGAAGAAAAUGGAAGGACUACAAGUGCAGUUUAAAGGCUAGGUAUUUUGAUGACCUUGCAAGUCUUGAUGAAAUGUACAAAAAAGUUCUAGAAGAUAUAGUGCGAGAUCAAUGGAUUUCUCUUGUAAACUUUUGGAAAACUGAAACAGCCAAGCUUCGAAGUGAGAAAAACAAAAGAAGUCGUACAUUGCAAGAAACAACACAUACUGCAGGGACAAAAAGUUUUGCACGAGUUGCUGCCGAGAUGAAGCAAAAACAUCUGGAGAGGAAAGAGUCAACACGUUCUGAAGUCUAUCUCAAAACUCAUAAGUACAAGAAUGGAGAUUUUGUGAAUGAUAAGUUAGCCGCUGAUCUACAAUCUAAGAUUAUAGAAAAUCAAGAAUCCUCGAACUCGCAUGGACGUGUAGCAUGGGAGGGUGAUGCAUAUUCUGAUGUGAUAGGAAAAGAUAAGUAUGGAUAUAUGCGUGGUGUGGGAUUAGCUCCCUCACCAUCUGAGCUACUAAAGCCAAUGAUUUCUUCUCGCUUUGAUGGCAUACAAAUAACAACAUUGGAUGAGACUAUCUGAAAGAAACAUGCGUCAAAUGAAAGAGGAAAUUGAGAAAUUGCAACAACAAUUGUGAAACCAAAAUGAAACUAUUGUGGAAUUGAAAAACAAAAUGCAGGACUUGGAGCCUAAUGGUCAAUUUAGACAG
Messenger RNA from Ananas comosus (pineapple), 855 nucleotides. RefSeq lists its product as uncharacterized. Lineage: Eukaryota; Viridiplantae; Streptophyta; Magnoliopsida; Poales; Bromeliaceae. The transcript has 5 exons. The record is from RefSeq and is a predicted model, not a curated record. Bases 237 to 728 code for a protein of 163 amino acids.